Molecule: messenger RNA, 662 nt
Organism: Camellia sinensis
Lineage: Eukaryota; Viridiplantae; Streptophyta; Magnoliopsida; Ericales; Theaceae
Source: RefSeq, a predicted model, not a curated record
CUCCAAUUUUGCGUUAUGCCAAGUCCCAUUAUAAAUGUCAGAGCACCAAGAAGAUCAGCUAUAUCUGCCAUUAAAUUAAGAGUGCUUUGUUUACUUUUAAAUUUCUGAGAAAUGGCUUUCUGGGGGAUUGAAGUCAAACCUAGCUCACCAUACACUUGCCAACUUGAUCCGGGAGUAAAGCUUCACAUAUCUCAGGCAACACUAGGCCUUGGUUCAUCUACAAGGAGAAGCAUACUUAAAGGUGCUGCAAAAGAUAAGUGUGCAGUGUUCUUGUGUUCACUAAUGUUAGGGAACAAGUCCUCAUGCAAGUUGAAUUUGGAGUUAAAUAGUAAUGAUGAAGUAACCUUCUCAGUUGUGGGCCCUCAAAGCAUUCAUCUCUCUGGUUUCCUCACCACCAUCACCACCAGUGAUAUUGAUUCAAGAAUCAAAAUUCAGUAAAAUAUAGAUGUUUGUACCCCCAAUCAUAUACAUUGUGGUGUACAGAAAAAAGAGUAGUGUAUGUAAUCGAAUGAAUUUAAAUAAUAGUAUCAGUUGAUAUAUUUACGAGUAACUGGAACAAAAGUUUAAAAUCCCGAUGUGUAAAUUGAAUCCUAAUGAUGGAUGUAAAUAAGAAACAAUUAUAGUAAAUUAUAUGGCUAUAUGCAUUGAAAGUGUUUUAAGCA